GCAAGCAACCUAAACGUUUGUUAUGCAUGUCAUCAGCCUGGACAUCUAGCCCGUGAUUGCCCUCACAGGCCUCCGCAACAGCGUAUCGGGGUCGCACCGAUGGUUGUGGCCCCCAUCGCUAAUGGACCAGGACGAGUAGGAGCUUUGAUGGAAGAAGUAGACGGUGGGGGGAGUGCCCUAGCCACCACGGAAGAGGCCGCCGAACUAAUCCCGUUAGAUCAGUACGUAUCACUUGGUUACCCCGAGCUUGGAAUGAUCGAAACGAUCAGACCAGCGCCAGAACAAAAAGAGGUGGCGGAGUGGCGACCUUCUCCAGGAGAGAUGGAGUCGGGAGGACCCACCUUCGUCACCGGGGAAAUCGAUGUGCUUAACAUCGUUCGAGCCUUAGACCAUCGGAUUCCACUCUCGAUCGUUCAUUUGCUUUCGAUCUCAGAACAAGCUAAUGAGCAAAUGCUACAGCACUGCGAGGCGAAUCGAAAACGAUUCGCCCUCGCUCGAACACCGAAUGUAAAGGCCAAAAGCCCAUCACCAGAAGAAAAUAUGGCGGGUUCGUCGGAUCCAAUACGGGUAGGAUUAAUACAAAAAGACGAUCAUUUCCUACAGAUUAAACCCAUCCCGUGGAAAUUUGCGGAAUGCGAUAUUGAAAUAAGGGGAAUUCCGUACAAUGCAAUCAUCGACUCGGGAGCCGCUGUUUUGGCUACCUUGCUGAGAGUGGUCGAAAGGGCAGGUAGGAAAAACGAUCUAAUCAUGCUUUCCGAGAAAGAUCAGCUCGUUUCGGCGGACGAAGAAAAGAUUAAAACAGUGGGAAGAAUGACCAAUGUCGCCUUUCGACUAGGGAAGGUGCAUGCACUAGGAGAUGUUGUCGUGCUAGAUGUGAAUACCUACGACGUUCUUUUCGGACUUCCUGCUCUAGUGGCACUACGAGCAAACCAGGAUUUCGAACGACGAUCGAUCGUCCUCCGAAAUACACGAGGAAAGCCCUAUGCGGUGCCUAUGAAACUAACCCUUCGUACCACCAUCAACGCAGUCCCACGGGUUUCGCUGAUGAUGGCAGGGACUCUCCGCAUGAUCUCCUGGGAUGAAUCCGCAGAUGGAAAGUCGUCAACGAAUGAUGCGGACAACAGUGAUGAGGAUGACCCGGAGAUCUCGAAGCUAGCACCACAGUGUGUUUACUACCCGCCACCCAGAACGAUAGCAAGAACGAUGCAUCUGACCAGUAGGAAUGUCCAAAGGACCAACGCGAUGAUCUUGGGUGAACCCCUCGUGCAGAUUUCGAGGAUGGUCGGUUCUUUGAAGAUUUGCAACGUGCCUGCCACGUUUCAGCGAGCGAUGAACAUGAUAUUCCAGAACUUCGUCAACAAGACGUGGCUGACACAGGGGAUGAUCAACUUCUGCGUGAUCGUAUACAUGGACGAUAUCCUUGUCUACUCAGAGACCUAUCACGGGCACGCGCAACACAUCGAGUGGACAUUGGGAGCGCUGAGAGACGCUGGGUUCAAAAUCACGCUCGAAAACAGCGAAUUUUUCCUUUCGAAAAUUUCGUUCUUGGGCUAUGUCGUGACACGUGGAGGACUGCGGCCGAACUCAAGAAAGGUUGCGGCGGUAAGAGAAGCCCGAGUUCCCACGUCGCUGACGCAGGUUCAAGCCUUCUCAGGGUUGGCAUCGUACUAUCGUCGCUUCAUCAAGGGUUUCGCCGCGAUUGCGCGACCACUAACGAACCUGCUGCGGAAGGACAAAAGUUUCACCUCGAGACAUCACCGCGAUUCCGCCGGAGAUUCACUCCGACAUCUAUCAGACGUUGCGCGUCUGGGCUGGGGAAGUGCGGACAGUGUGGACCGAUCUCCUGGCUCGGCGAGGAGACACCGGCGUGCCGGCGCACGACACGGACCUCCAGCUUCGCUCGUUUCGAAGCUCGCCAGCGAUCGUGCUCCCGGAGCUUCGUCCCUUCGCGUCGCCCCAAUGAGUCAUCGUUGCGUCUCCUACUUCGGCCUCCCCUCCAGCAUCCCCACCCUUUGGCAGUCUGUGCAGGCUCCUACUCUCUCCUACCGUGUUAAGGAGAACAGUGCGCCGCUAUUGAGCGAGGAAAAGUGGGACACGUGGUGGGAGGACUAUAUCGAGCUCGCCUUCUGUCUAUUAGAGAUAGAGUUCCGUUGGUCAGAAGCGGCCCCGUUCGGAGAAGGACCAGAGCACCCAGAGGACAGCGUGGAGCUUUUGAUCAUCCAGGCCUGGAGAACGGCGGAGCAAGGUGACCUGCUGGGAAUCGUAUUUGGAAAGGCGGAGGAAGGUAAUCUCGCCUUGAUCACAGACGAAUUGCUGGUGUUUCUGACUCAGCUCAUGGACGAUCUGCCCCUGGACAUCUUGUCGCACAGUGACAAGCAGCCUGACACCCACAUGCUGUCUCGAACGCUCGAGCCGCACCUUGUGCGGUCCACGUGUACGGAGAUUGACGAGGACAACUGUCUCUAUCCUUCCCAGGCGCUCUACCUGGAGAUCGACGUUACCGAUCUCACGUUUUGGGACCCGAUUGCGAGGCAAAACGCGGCGCAGGACGAGGAGAUAGGGGGAGCAGGCGAAGAGGAGGAAGAGGAAGAGCCAUCGAGCGAAGAACGAGACGAUCCAGACUACGUACUGGAAAGCGAAGCAGGAAUAGCCGACGAAUCGAGCCAACCGCGGAACGAGGAAGUAGAAGAAGGAAACGAGCAAGCGGAGUCGGAUUUCGAAGGAUUCGAGGCUGAAGUGCGCGACGCGGCUCGAGAAAGAGCGCAAGAGCACAGAAAGCGAAAGCGCCAGGAGACCGCGGAGGGAAAGCGACCUGCGACAAACGAUCCGUCGAUCGGGGACCCAUGGCGUGAUCAGGAGCCGCCAGAAGAAGAGGACGAUGGAACCGGAGCGGAGGGAUCACGAAGCGGAAGAAGAAGAAAAAGUGAAUCGCCAGUUUCUUCCGGCUCCCCGUCUCGAUCCUCCAUUCGUUUACAUCAAGAUCUCGGCGUUCGGGUUUCGUCCCCGGUCGUUCUCUCGCCGACCCCGUGACUACCUCAUGCUUACCCGUCUUCCCGAUAAACCCCCAUUCCCCGA
Molecule: messenger RNA, 3075 nt
Organism: Chara braunii
Lineage: Eukaryota; Viridiplantae; Streptophyta; Charophyceae; Charales; Characeae
Source: the annotation of a GenBank genome assembly